CCGGCCCGGCUGGGAGCAUCCGACGGGUAGAGAGCAUCGGCCCGGCGGCGGCCAUGGCCUCGGCGGCUGUGGAGAGCUUCGUGACCAAGCAGUUGGAACUGCUGGCGCUCGAGAGAGACGCGGAGGUCGAGGAGCGCAGGUCCUGGCAGGAAAGCGUCUCCCUGAAGGAGCUCCAGAGCCGAGGUGUUUGUCUGCUGAAGCUCCAGGUAUCCAACCAGCGGACUGGGCUGUACGGGAAGCUGCUGGCCACCUUCGAGCCCAGGAGGUGCGGGUCUGCUGCAGUGCUGCCCAGCAACAGCUUCACUUCCGGCGAUAUCGUGGGGCUGUAUGACGGCGCUAACGAAGGCAGUCCGCUGGCCACGGGGAUCCUGACGCGGGUCACCCAGACAUCGGCCACGGUGGCCUUUGACGAGUCGCAGCAUUUCCAGUUGAGCUUGGAGCGAGAGAAUUCCUACAGACUACUCAAACUUGCCAACGACGUCACCUACCAGCGACUGAAAAAAGCUCUGCUUGCCCUCAAGAAGUACCGUUCUGGCCCCGCGUCCUCCCUCGUAGACGUCCUCUUCGGCGGCUCAGACCCUAGUCCCGCUGCUGACACACCACCGCCAACCUUCUACAACCCCUCCUUGGACGCCUCCCAGAAAGAAGCGGUUUCGUUCGCACUGGCCCAGAAAGAGCUCGCCAUCAUCCAUGGGCCUCCUGGCACCGGGAAGACCACGACUGUGGUGGAGAUAAUCCUUCAGGCUGUGAAGCAGGGCUCAAAGGUCUUGUGCUGUGCUCCCUCGAACAUCGCAGUGGACAACCUGGUGGAGCGCCUGGCCCACUGUGAGCAGAGGGUUCUGCGCCUGGGACACCCAGCCCGCCUGCUGGAGUCCAUUCAGCAGCACUCCCUGGACGCGGUCUUGGCGCGGAGUGACAGCGCCCAGAUCGUCGCAGACAUCAGGAAGGAAAUCGACCAGGUCUUUGUGAAAAACAAAAAGACCCAGGAUAAGAGAGAGAAGGGUAAUUUUCGAAAUGAGCUGAAGCAGUUAAGGAAAGAACUGAAGGAGAGGGAAGAAGCAGCCAUGCUCCAAAGCCUCACCUCGGCCCACGUGGUCCUCGCAACCAACACCGGUGCUUCUUCUGAUGGCCCUUUAAAAUUGCUGCCCGAGAGCUACUUUGACGUGGUCGUCAUCGAUGAGUGUGCCCAGGCCCUGGAAGCAAGCUGCUGGAUUCCUUUGCUGAAGGCCAGGAAGUGCAUCCUGGCUGGGGAUCACAAACAGCUGCCUCCCACCGUCAUCUCGCACAAGGCCGGGCUGGCGGGGCUGUCGCUCAGCCUGAUGGAGCGCCUGGCGGAGCAGCACGGUGAGCGUGCAGUGCGCCUGCUGACGGUGCAGUACCGCAUGCAUGACGCCAUCUCGCAGUGGGCCUCCGAGGCCCUGUACGGCGGGCAGCUCACCGCACACCCCUCUGUGGCCCAGCACCUCCUGAGGGACCUCCCAGGAGUGGCCCCCACGGAGGAGACGGCCGUGCCCCUGCUGCUCAUCGACACUGCCGGCUGCGGGCUCUUUGAACUGGACGAGGAGGAGGAGCAGUCGAGAGGGAACCCAGGUGAGGUCCGCCUUGUCAGCCUGCACGUCCAAGCUCUGGUGGAUGCCGGCGUCCCGGCCCGUGACAUCGCUGUCAUCACGCCGUACAACCUCCAGGUGGACCUGCUCCGGCAGAGCCUUGCCCACAGGUACCCCGAGCUGGAAAUGAAGUCGGUCGACGGCUUCCAGGGGCGAGAGAAGGAGGCUGUGAUACUGUCCUUCGUCAGGUCCAACAGGAAAGGUGAAGUUGGCUUUCUUGCUGAGGACCGGCGCAUCAACGUGGCUGUCACCCGCGCGCGCCGCCACGUGGCAAUUGUCUGUGACUCGCGCACCGUCACCAACCACGCGUUUCUGAAGACCUUGGUGGGCUACUUCACGGAGCACGGGGAAGUGCGCACGGCUUUUGAGUACCUCGAUGACAUCGUGCCCGAGAACUACUCCCAUGAGAGCGCCCAGGGCCCGGCAGGCGUGAAGGCCCAGGGCUCGGCCCCGGAGAUGAAGAGGCCUCCGUGCAGUGGGCAGCAGACGGGAGGCCAGGCCGCCAGAGCUGCCAGACUGGACCAGAAGAAGCUGGAUGCUAAGCCUUCGGGCUCUGAAGCCCCUUCUCAGCCCAGCCUAAAUGGGGGUGGUCUGGAGCCAGUGGAGGGAAGAGACAACGAGGACCACUUCAGGGCUAUGAUCACGGCGUUUGUGGCGAGCGAGGAGACAAGGCUGGAGUUUCCUGCUUCCUUGAAUGCCCAUGACAGGAUGCGGGUCCAUCAGAUCGCUGAGGAGAUGGGGCUGAGGCACAGCAGCUCUGGGGAGGGCAGGGGGCGGCGUGUGACUGUGAGCAAGAGUACCGGCCCCGCCUUGCUGCCCUCCAGCCCCCCGCAGGCCAAGCGCUCCCCUAGCCCUCUGCAGGCUGAGCCUCCCCCCACCCCCACUCAGGCUGAGCGUCCCUCUAGCCCCCUGCCGGCUGAGCAUCCCCCCCUUCCUGUACGUGCCAAGCAUCCCCCCAGCCCCACACAGGCCGAGCACCCCCGCAGUGAGCUGAGCAGUAGCGGCGGCCGCGGCGGGGACCCGCUGGACCUGAAGGCACUGCACCUGGAACGGCUGCAGAGGGAGGCGGGCCGGUGGGAGCAGCUGGCCACGAAGGGGCAGGCGGGCGUGGGGACGCGGAGGCUGUCAGAGAAGAAAAAGAGGAAAGAAGGAAAAGGGCACACCGCCAGAGCCUUACCCGUGGAGGAGGACUUCGACGCCCUGGUUUCUGCUGCCAUUAGGGCUGACAACACCUGUGGCUUUGCCAAGUGCUCGGCCAGUGUCGUGACCCUGGGCCAGCUCUGUCCGCACUGCAGCCGCCGGUACUGCCUCAGCCACCACCUGCCCGAGGUCCAUGGCUGUGGAGAGCGGGCACGUGCCCAUGCCCGGCAGAGGAUCAGCCGAGAGGGUGUGCUCUACGCAGGCAGCGGGACCAAGGACAGGACCCUGGACCCCGCCAGGAGGGCACAGCUGCAGAGGCGGCUGGACACCAAGCUGGAUGCCCUGACUAGCCAGAGGAAGAGCAAAAGGAAAGACAAGGAGAAGUGACAGACGGGCUCCAUGCGGCCCCCAGGGUGUCUGUCUGCAGUGUGGGUAGGGGUGAGGGGCUGCCCCCAAUAGGUUACACUGUACAGCCUCAUCUCUGCUCACUGGGCCUUGAGGGGGAGGUGUCCUGUGGGGGGACUGCUGGGCUUUUGGACCCCAGUAGUAAGCUCUACUGACAUGACAAAAGGGGGAAAAUACCUUCAGAGGAAAAUAGAGCCAUUGACCCUUGACCGUCUCUGCUCGAUGUGGGGCAGACCGGGAAGUGUGUGCCCCCGACACCAAUUCUUGCCCUGGUACCCAGUGCCUUCUCCACCACCAGUCAAAAGAGAAACCCCAGCCUCUGGAUCCUCAAAGCUCUCCCAGGGGCGCCUGGAAGGUUCCACCACCUUGGAGAUCUGCCUUGGCCUGAAGCCUGUGAGAGUGACACCCACUGUCACAGCCCACUAGGGUCAGGCACCUAAAGGUAACAAGGAGCCCAGGCUUGUUAGCGGGCAUGCAGGUGUGUCAUGAGAACGUUUCAGCACUUCUCCUUCACAGUCCAAGGCCAUCUUGCAUCAGUCUGUCUGUCUUCCUGGUGCUGCUGGGACUCCUUCCUGGAUGUCCUACAGUGCUGCAGACAGCCUGCCCCCCCCGCCUGCUCAGAGUCUGGAGGGUCUUGGGUGCCUCAGCAACGUUCUCCCUGGUCCCCAAGGGUCCCUGGCUCUGUGCCUGCACAUGCCCACCCUCUGCUCGGGACGCGGCAUGGGGAAGCCUGGAUGUGGCUGCCCUAGGUAAGCGGCCCGGGAAAGCCUCCAGAGUCCGCGCUGGUGACACCUGCAAACCCAGAGGCGGGCAGAGAUGUCCUCCUUGCUCUCUGCCAGCUUUUGCUGAAGAAAAACUCAGGGGAGGCAUUAUCUUAGUCUCAGGUUGUUAUUUGUUUCAAAGGGAUAUAAAUUAUUUAAAAUAAAAACAUAUGCAUCAUCCACGGUAUACUUGUUAACGUGUCUGAAAGGAACCUUCUUCCUUUUGCCCAAGGUGUCACUUUAUUGAAUGGCUGACGAGCGAAGGUUUGCUCCACAUUCUCAGGGCGUCAGACAGCCUCCGUGAUGCUCCGAGCAGGGGCAGGGGCUGCCGGCCUGCCGGCUGGGGAGUUCUUGUUAACAGAUGACUGGGAGAAGGAAGAAAGCAUCGCUGUUUUGCUUCUGGCUUUCCUACCAACCAGAAUGAAGGUUUCAAAUUGGACUUU
This is a messenger RNA of Loxodonta africana (African savanna elephant), 4356 nucleotides long. It is a transcript of the gene IGHMBP2, whose product is annotated as immunoglobulin mu DNA binding protein 2. The coding region runs from base 54 to 3134 and encodes 1026 amino acids. The record is from RefSeq and is a predicted model, not a curated record. Gene Ontology annotation, molecular function: ATP hydrolysis activity; DNA binding; ATP binding. NCBI's taxonomy places the organism in Eukaryota, Metazoa, Chordata, Mammalia, Proboscidea, Elephantidae. Gene Ontology annotation, cellular component: cytoplasm; nucleus. The transcript has 15 exons.